Messenger RNA from Orycteropus afer afer, 677 nucleotides. It is a transcript of the gene NRTN, whose product is annotated as neurturin. Lineage: Eukaryota; Metazoa; Chordata; Mammalia; Tubulidentata; Orycteropodidae. The record is from RefSeq and is a predicted model, not a curated record. Gene Ontology annotation, molecular function: receptor tyrosine kinase binding; glial cell-derived neurotrophic factor receptor binding; growth factor activity.
GACAGACGGACCAGGGGCGUGUGGCUGACCGCCCCCGUGCCCGCAGGCCGAGGAUGCAGCGCUGGAAGGCGGCGGCCUUGGCCUCGGUGCUUUGCAGCUCUGUGCUCUCCGUCUGGAUGUGUCGAGAUGGCCUUUUCCUCAGCCACCGCCUGGGACCCGCCCUGACCCCGCUGCGCCGCCCACCUCGCACCCUGGACGUCCGAAUCGCCCGCCUGGCCCAGUACCGAGCACUGCUGCAAGGCGCCCCUGACGCUGUGGAGCUGCGCGACCUGACACCCUGGGCCGGACGGCCCCCAAGUCCGCGCCGUCGGGCGGGGCCUCGGCGGCGACGCGCGCGUGCACGCUCGAGCACGCGGCCGUGCGGGCUGCGCGAGCUCGAGGUGCGCGUGAGCGAGCUGGGCCUGGGCUACACGUCGGACGAGACCGUGCUGUUCCGCUACUGCGCAGGCGCUUGCGAGGCGGCCGCGCGCUUCUACGACCUGGGGCUGCGGCGCCUGCGCCAGCAGAGGCGCGUGCGGCGGGAGCGAGUGCGCGCUCAGCCUUGCUGCCGUCCGACAGCCUACGAGGACGAAGUGUCCUUUUUGGACGCGCACAGCCGCUACCACACGGUGCACGAGCUGUCGGCGCGCGAGUGCGCCUGCGUGUGACCCUACCUCACCGGGCCCGGCGAGACGGCC